CUGUUGUUGGCAGUCCAAUUUCCUUCUGGGGAUGAAUAAAGUUUUAUUGUAUUGUAUAUUUGGCUAUUAACGGUUUGAAGGGAUAUGGGGCAAAUGCAGGCAAAUGGGACUAGCCCAGUAUGACAACUUGGUCAGCAUAGACAAGCUUCUUCUCGCAGUUCAUUCCAGAUACGGGCUACCCUCUGAGUGAAAGAUUUCCCACAAAUCUCUCCCCUCUUACCUUAAGUCUGUGCCCUCUAGUUUUAGAAUCCUCUACCCUGCAGAAAAAGACUCAGCGUUCGCUUUAUCCAUGCCCCUCAUCAUCUUGUACACUUCAAUAAGGUCACUUGCCAAUGCUUCAGCCUCUCCAAUCUCACCCUACAACUCAAGCCUGCAAACCCAGGUAACAUCCUGGUAAAUCUUUUCUGCACUAUUUCCAACUGAAUGAUUAGUGGAGCAGCGUUGAAUAUGACCUUACUUGAUUUGUAUCAAAAGUUGGACCGCUACCCAAAAGUAAUCAGCCUUUGUGGUAAGUAACAGGGAGGCCAAACCCAGCCUGUGUUAGUCAUGCUGAUACACUGAUUUACUGCGGUGCUUAUGCUUUAAUAUUAUUAUUUCAUUUUUAUUGCUUAUCGAGGUUUAUUUACGAGGAUCUCUGUCAGUUAACAAGCUGAGUGAGGACUCUUCCCUUUCAAUUUAAACUUCCUACUUUUAAGUGAGUAUCUAUUUUAUUCAGAGGCCCGUUAAUAAUCAAGAACGUGUCAGGAUGGAGACUAUUCAAUGGUGUUAAGUGUACAAGUGAUCUUGGGUAUACUUUCCUGGGAUUUAUUACUGGUCUUCAUUCAUACACUCCCUCUUAUUGUUGGCGUGUAUAAAUCACAGUGUGGUGAUUGCUGGCCUCUCAGUUCAGCACCAGGUCUGGCUGGUUAAAGACACACUCGGCUGUGAAACAACAUUACCUGAGAGUUCGUGUUGGAAGCUUCCCCUCUCACCACCGAUCUGGGGCCUCUAAUUCAAAGGAGCAACUUUUUUUUUAAUGCUGGUUGAGUUUUUGUAACUUUGUGGCAAGCAGGUUAAUAGUUAGUGAGGGAGAUGAGGAGGUAAGUGGAAGUGGAGCAACGAUUAGUUCUGACUGAUAACGCUGGGAGGAUCGGCAGACAUGAACCAGAACUGCCCCACGCUUGUCAUCUCCGGCCUUCCGGAGGUGCCUCGGGACGACAGCCUGGGCUGCCGGCCAGUGAACCUGUACGACCGCCUGUCUGUGGCUCAUCUCGAUCUCCGCAGGGCCUCGCUCAUCGACCCUCGAAGCAACCUGAUGACCUUGGUCCGGGGGAGAGUGGAGGAGGAAGAGGAGUCGUCGGAGAAUGACACGGAUGACCCCCAAAUGAAGCCCACCAAAAUCACAGCUGCAAUCCCCUACAUGAGCAGACCGUUAGCACUCGGCUGUCUGCUGCUGAAUAUCAUAGUCCCAGGGACAGGGACCAUCGUGUCGGGGCUCAGCCUGCUGUGUUGCUCCGAACCGGCCACCCCCACAGGCAGCAAGAGCAGUGACGAGACAUUGGCCCUGGUCUGCCUCAACGUGUGGGUGGGCAUCUCACAGCUCUUCACCGUACCCUUCCUCCUGGUCGGCUGGCUCUGGAGCAUCAUCUGGGGCGUGAUGAUGAUCAACCUCUCCUAUGAACAGAGAAAUACAGGAGAAGCCCAGGGUGUCACCAUGGAAACCAAGACUGAACCCGUGUUCCUACCUUCAGCAAUAAACCACUCUGCAAAAUGAAACAAACUUUUCUCAGAACCUUUUCCCCAGGGUGGAAAGAUCAAAUACUGAAGGGCAUGGUUUUGAGGUGAGAGGGGCAAAAUUUACAGAUGUGUGGAGCAAAUUUUGAUUUUGCAGAGUGUGGAGAGUACAUGGAAUUUAAUUUUAUAUUUUACUAGAGUAAGUGGGACCCGUUGGGCCCCUUUCCCCCAACGCAAUAAUCCACCACUCACCCGUUCCCCCAACGCAACCCGUUUCAACCACUCACCCGUUGCCCCAACCUUGAGUACAACUGCAUCAUGAUGGAUGGCCAACACAGCACCAGGGUUUCAGACCCUGAUUAUAUUACAUCAACUCUCCGGUCAGAGCUAGCACGCUAGCUGGGGACGGAAGAGAGUGCCAGUCCCAAGUGUGCAAUGAAAAGGUGUGAGACUCACUGUUUGGUUGUUUUGUUGCUUAUUUUGUUGUUGUUUUAAUUAAUGUUUAAUUUCUAUUGGUUGAAGUGUUCUUUCACCACCAUUGAUCCUAAACCUGGGAACCCCCUUGUACCGUUGCUUAGUAGCUGCAAGAGUGGGCCAACAAGAGUUCGAAUCCCACAUGGCAACAAAGGUUUUUAAAUUCAAGUCAUUAAAUAAAACAUAAAUGUUUA
This is a messenger RNA of Leucoraja erinaceus (little skate), 2381 nucleotides long. Its product is annotated as protein stum-like. The record is from RefSeq and is a predicted model, not a curated record. The coding region runs from base 1139 to 1753 and encodes 204 amino acids. Lineage: Eukaryota; Metazoa; Chordata; Chondrichthyes; Rajiformes; Rajidae. The transcript has 3 exons.